ACCCACACUCAUGCAACUGGCACUAGAGAGGCUGCUGAGGGAGGAGGCCUUGAUCAUCUCUGCUCUGGAGGACCUGCCUGUAGGAAUGUUCCCAGAGAUGUUUGAGGAGGCCUUCAAUCUCAGAUUUACAAACAUCCUAGGGGCAAUGGUGCCUGCCUGGCCUUUCCCAUGCCUUCCUGCAGGAGGCAUGUUUUACAACCCCCAUCUGGAGACUCUGAAAGCUCUGCUUGAUGGACUGCAUGUGUUGAUUACAGGGAAGGUUCAUUCUAGGUCAAAACUCAGAGUGCUUGAUUUGAUAAAUGUGAACCUUGACUACUGCAACCUUAAUGCUGGAAGCCAUGAAGGUGACUGCUCACCACAAGCCAUGAGGCAGCAACAUGGGCCAAGCAGCAGGAAGGUUCCAUUCGUGUAUGCUGUAGAAGGCUGCAUGCAUAUUUGCAAUGCACUUGUCUUCACUGCCACACGGCUCUUCAAAAUGAAUCUCUGUGCAAAUGGCAUGUACUUUCUAACAGGCUGCCUUGAAGAGUCGCUCAGGUACCUGAGCAACCCCAUGGGGGGACUCUGUAUCACUGACUGCUGGCUCUCACAUUCAGACCUGGAUUACUUGAGCCAGUGUCUGAUUGUCUGUGAGCUCAAACAUCUAGACCUGAAUUGUGUAGAGCUAUCUGAUUCAUUCCCUAAGCUUCUUGGGUUCUCCUUGAACAAGUACCCUGAAAACCCUGGUGUAUGUGAUACCCUGGAAUUGGAGGGGUGCAACUUGACAGACUCUCAUUUCAGUGCCCUCUUGCCUGCCCUGACCCAAUGCUCCCAGCUUACCAAGAUCAAUUUCUAUCAUAAUGAUAUCUCUCUGCUUGUCCUGGAGAGCCUUCUACAACACACAGCCAAGAUGAGAAAGCUGACCCAGGAGCUGUACCCCACCCCUCCGGAAUGCUAUGAGGACAUUACAAUUCUUAGAGACAAACUUACACAACUUUGUCCUGAGCUGCUGGAUAUACUCAGGGUAGAAAGGCAGCACAAGAAAGUCUCUUUUCUACAAGAGUCUGUUUUGUCUGUUAUCAGUCCUGUUUCUCGAACCACAAGGCCAGACUUUGCCUUUGUUCAUAUGUAG
This is a messenger RNA of Phodopus roborovskii (desert hamster), 1108 nucleotides long. Its product is annotated as oogenesin-3-like. NCBI's taxonomy places the organism in Eukaryota, Metazoa, Chordata, Mammalia, Rodentia, Cricetidae. The record is from RefSeq and is a predicted model, not a curated record. Gene Ontology annotation, cellular component: cytoplasm.